Messenger RNA from Dioscorea cayenensis subsp. rotundata (Guinea yam), 2995 nucleotides. Its product is annotated as serine/threonine-protein kinase EDR1-like. The record is from RefSeq and is a predicted model, not a curated record. The coding region runs from base 311 to 2662 and encodes 783 amino acids. Gene Ontology annotation, biological process: protein phosphorylation. The transcript has 16 exons. Lineage: Eukaryota; Viridiplantae; Streptophyta; Magnoliopsida; Dioscoreales; Dioscoreaceae. Gene Ontology annotation, molecular function: ATP binding; protein tyrosine kinase activity.
CUCUCUCUUUGUUGAUAGGUAAGUAACCUCCGCCCGCUGAUGUUCUUUUUAUCCCAUUUUUUCCAAUCCAAUCCCUCUUCACCUCCUCCCAUUCUCCCUCGAGCUUCAUGCGCCUUCUUCUUCUUCUUCUUCGAUGAAUUCGGUUACUCUAUAUUGAUUGAAUUGAAUCUUCCAAAGUAAGAAUUCUAUGGCAUUUCAUGAUGGUAUGGAGGAAGCAAUAUUGGGAUCUAUGCUUUCUAGCCUAAGUACUCUUUAAUUCAUGGGGUGAAAGGUGGGACAGAAUGAUCUGUCAUUACAGAUAUUUUUGGAGAUGGAUGAGGUACAAGCUGAUUCAGGGCAAUCUGAGGCAGGACCUUCCAAUUCUACUUGGUGGCCCUUAGAGUUGAUGGAAAAUUUACAAUCUCUUUCAUUGGACUCACAACAAAGGGCUAUGAAUGUUAGAGAAUUUGGAGUCAACGUUGAACAAACUGAAACGUCACCUCAAACUGCUUCUCAGGUUUUGUGGUCCACUGGAAUUUUGUGUGGUCCAAUACCCAAUGGUUUUUACUCCAUAAUCCCGGAUAAAAAAUUGAAAGAGCUAUUUGAUACUAUUCCAACUCCAGAGGACUUAUGCUCUCUUGGUAUGGAGGGGCUUAGGGCUGACAUCAUCCUUGUAGAUGCAGAUAAGGAUAAGAAGCUUACGAUGGUGAAGCAAUUGAGUGCUGCUUUGGUGAAAGGGGCUACCAAUCGUGCUUCACUAAUAAAAAAAAUUGCGGGUUUGGUGGCUGACUUUUAUAAACGCCCAAAUCCAGAGUUGAGUCCAGCAAAAGCUGCAGUGGAGGAAAUGGCUCAUUUGAUGGAGAAUAAAGGCAUCCAAUUAUUGGGUCAAAUAAGGAAUGGAUCAUGCCGACCUCGAGCAAUACUUUUUAAAGUUCUUGCAGAUGCUGUGGGUCUUGAGAGCAAACUUAUGGUGGGCAUUCCUAAUGAUGGUGCUAUUGAAUACACAGACUCAUGCAAGCAUAUGUCUGUUGUAGUAGUACUGAACUCAGUAGAACUACUGGUUGAUCUCAUGCGCUUUCCAGGUCAAUUGAUUCCAUUCUCAGCCAAGGCUAUCUUUCUGUCCCACAUUGCUGCAGCUGGGGAGAGUGACUCUGCUGAGAAUGACUCCUGUGAUUCUCCACUUGAACCCAACAGUCCUCUAUGUGGUUUCUCUGAUAGAGUGGAUAUGGAAAGUGUAUCCUAUAGCGAACCAAACAUCGCAAAUGCUUUCUGGAGGCGCAGUAGAAGAAAAGUUGUUGCUGAGCAAGAACGUACAGCUAGUUCAAGUCCAGAGCAUCCAUUAUCCAGAGCACGCGCAAGAUCCAUGCUUGGUGGUGACAGGCAAUCAUUUAGAGAAUACGCUGAUGGGGUGGCCACAUCAAGGUCUGAUGGGGCUUCAACAUCUGAUAUUCGUAGGAUACGAAGAAGAAGCAUUAGCAUCACCCCUGAGAUCAGUGAUGAUAUUGUGAGGGCUGUUCGAAUGAUGAACGAAACACUGAAGCAAAAUCGACUCCUAAGGGAUCAGGGUGAAGACCAUUUGAAUUCAUAUUCAAGAAUGGACAUAAAUAAUGUACAAGGUUCACCAAAAAAUGCGUCAAGUUUUCAUGCUAGCAGUCAUCAAGAAAGACCGAAUGAACCAUCUGGGGGUCACGACAAUUCAAAGAAGCAUACAAAUUCUUCUCAGAAAGCAAUUUCAUUACCUUCAUCUCCUCAGGAAUACAGAAAUCAGACUCCUGAGAGAAGUGGAACUUCUGACUUUUUAAGUGAAGAAGAUUUCAUAUCAACAUGGAACAAAGUAUUACAAUCGUCAUCCUUCCUAAAUAAGCCUCUAGUACCUUUUGCAGAAUGGAAUAUUGAUUUCUCAGAGUUAACUGUUGGCACAAGAGUUGGAAUAGGGUUCUUUGGAGAAGUUUUCCGUGGCUUAUGGAAUGGUACAGAUGUCGCCAUCAAAGUUUUUCUGGAGCAAGAUUUGACAACUGAGAAUAUGGAAGAUUUCUGCAAUGAAAUAUCCAUUCUGAGCCAUCUCCGGCAUCCAAAUGUUAUAUUAUUCCUUGGCGCAUGUAUGAAGCCUCCCCACUUGUCAAUGGUCACCGAGUACAUGGAGAUGGGUUCGUUGUAUUAUCUCAUCCAUAUGAGUGGCCAGAAGAAAAAUCUCAGUUGGCGGAAGAAGCUGAAAUUUAUUCGUGAUAUCUGCAAGGGGUUGAUGUACAUGCACCGGAUGAAAAUAGUCCAUCGUGAUCUGAAAAGUGCAAAUUGCCUCGUAAACAAAUAUUGGACAGUUAAAAUUUGUGACUUUGGCCUCUCCAGACUUAUGACUGAUGUUCCAAUGAGAGACGAGUCAUCUGCAGGAACUCCGGAAUGGAUGGCUCCAGAGCUCAUCCGCAAUGAACCAAUCACCGAAAAGUGUGAUAUUUUCAGUCUUGGGGUAAUAAUGUGGGAGCUUUGCACUCUAAGUAAACCUUGGGAAGGCAUAUCAGCAGUUAAAGUUGUAUAUGAGGUAGCUAACAAAGGAACACAUUUGGAAGUUCCUGAAGGUCCGAUCGGGAAGCUGAUUUCAGAAUGUUGGGCAGAACCUGAUAUGCGACCAAGCUGCCAGGAAAUCCUUACCCGUUUGGUUGACUGCGAGUACUCUCUGCUAAUGUGAGGGUAUGUACAGCCAGAGUAAACAUUCUCGAAUUUUAUCAUGAUCGAGUUGUAAAUUAAUCCAUCGUUUUUCGAUGUUGUACGCGAAGAGAAUUUUCAGUGACUUUGGGUUCCCUAGAUUCCAAAGCUACAAUGUGUGCCUUCUCUUUUGAAUGAGUAUAACAUAUGUUGUACUCAUUAAAUGAGAUUUUCAAAAGUCGAAUAUGCAAUAGCUUGUGUUGAUUUUGUUUGUGUAAUUUUAUAGAUCAGCGCUACAAAACAUGUGUGAAUUAUCGGAGCAGCGAAAUUUUUGCAUCAAUUAUUUAUAGACCUUGUUUGUUAUGGACUUUUUUCU